Cokeromyces recurvatus is the source of this 1482-nucleotide messenger RNA. Its product is annotated as endoplasmic reticulum Oxidoreductin 1-domain-containing protein. Gene Ontology annotation, cellular component: endoplasmic reticulum; endoplasmic reticulum membrane. Gene Ontology annotation, molecular function: thiol oxidase activity; protein-disulfide reductase activity; FAD binding. The record is from RefSeq and is a predicted model, not a curated record. The transcript is spliced from 7 exons. The coding region runs from base 1 to 1482 and encodes 493 amino acids. Lineage: Eukaryota; Fungi; Mucoromycota; Mucoromycetes; Mucorales; Mucoraceae. Gene Ontology annotation, biological process: protein folding in endoplasmic reticulum.
AUGCAUUCUUUAAAAUUACUAUUAUAUACGCUUGGUUUAAGUUUACUAUCGAUUUCACCUAGUUUACAAAAUUCAGUAAAAGGUCCACGUCGUCCUUUACAAGAGCCUGAACCCAUUAACUUUGUUGAAGAUGUUUUAUUAGAUAACAAUCCAAACAGUUAUUGUAAACCUCAAGGACAGAUUAGAGAUGCUUGUUGUGAUUAUCAAAGUAUUGAAAGUGUUCAAUCAGAUGUAUUCGAUAAGAUUCAAGAUUUAGCAAAUCUUUGGAAAGAAUGUCCUUUUUGGAAUGAAGAAGCUCUUUGUACGAAUCGAGACUGUUCAGUAGCUACGACAGAUGAGAAUACUUUACCAGUAGAUUGGCGCAAAGAUGCAUUAAGUGCUGUUCAAUUAUCACCUAAAGGAUCCCUUUUUCAACCUUUUGAGAAAUGUACAUAUAAAGAUCAGGAUUUCUGUUUAGUAGACGAUCAAUUAGAUUCAGAUAGUGUUGUGUAUAUUGAUUUAACUCAAAAUCCUGAACGCUUUACUGGAUAUGCAGGUCCAUCAUCCGGACAAGUAUGGAGGGCCAUUUACGAAGAAAAUUGUUUUGAUAUUGUUCAUCAAAUGACAGAAGGCUGUGAAACUUGUAACAAUAUUAUGAAUUUAGGUACAAAGUUAAAUUCAGAAAAGACAAGUAAAAGUCAACAAUCUGGCUUUGCUCAUGUUCCUGAUAAUAAGGGUGAAUUACAUCAAUUCCUUAAUAACUUGGCUGAAGAAUUAGAUGGUGGAGAUGAUAAUGAAGUUUGUUUAGAAAAGCGUGUUUAUUAUCGCUUAAUUUCUGGCUUACACUCGUCUAUCUCUAUUCAUAUCUGUAAUGAAUGGUUUGAUAGAAAUACUGGAGUUUGGGGUCCUAAUUUGGAUUGUUUUGUUAAUCGAAUUGGCUCUCAUCCUGAACGCUUACAAAAUAUUUAUUUCUCUUAUGCUCUUCUUUUAAGAGCAAUUAAUAAAAUGGGUCCUUAUCUUGAUAAAUAUGAAUAUCGUACUGGUAGCAUAGAAGAAGACAAGAAGACACAAUCUAUGGUUCAAGAUCUUAUCAAGAGUACUAUUUCAUGUUCUCCUACUUUUAAUGAACAUUCGAUGUUUAAGGGUCCUAAAGCUCAAACACUUAAGAUUGACUUUAGAGAUCACUUCCGUAAUGUGUCUAGAAUUAUGGACUGUGUAGGCUGUGAAAAAUGUAGACUUUGGGGUAAACUUCAAACUGUUGGAUUAGGAACAGCAUUAAAAAUCUUGUUUUCAUAUGAAGAUAAAUCAUUAGAUCCCGUAAAAAACCCUGAUCUUUUUGAAAGAGGAGAAAUUGUUGCUUUAUUUAACACAUUUAACCGAUUUUCUGAAAGUAUUCAUGCCAUCAAAACAUUUAGAGCAAUGUAUGCGAAUAAAAUGUCAGCAAAGGUAACAAAAAAAAAAAAAAAAAAAAAAAAAAAAAAAAAAAAAAAAAGCGUAUUAUAA